Toxorhynchites rutilus septentrionalis is the source of this 821-nucleotide messenger RNA. RefSeq lists its product as uncharacterized. The record is from RefSeq and is a predicted model, not a curated record. Lineage: Eukaryota; Metazoa; Arthropoda; Insecta; Diptera; Culicidae. Bases 24 to 737 code for a protein of 237 amino acids. The transcript has 2 exons. Gene Ontology annotation, molecular function: DNA binding.
AACCUGUGGUAGCUUGCAAAAUUAUGAGUGGCUUUGCGAAAUGCACGUUGUGUAAUGAAACUAUACACUACAACCAACCGGGAACGUCUUUACUAAUACGCCAUCUGACCGAGAAUCAUCCUGAGCAGCAGUUCGUGAUAGCGCAUGCUGUAAAACAGCGAAUCCAUCACGGUUCACCCCUAGGGGACAAUUAUCAGAAUGUCGACUAUCAAAAUGAAAACAUCCACAAUGCGCCGGAAACGAUCGAUGAUUUUCCCCGGGAAUCAAGGCAACCUAGGGUCCCGCUGGAAAAACGAGUUCCCCGACCAAGUAACGAUCAAAAAGCCGAUGAAAAUCUUCCCCGCAAGCAAGAUUUCAUCGGGAGUCAGCUCAGAGGAAGAAAAAUAUAUUACAAAACUACGGUGGCACAGUGGCGCCCAGCGCAUUCCCGAGUCACCUGUCCAGAAUGUGGCGUACGCCAGUUCCCUACGGUGCGUUCCUCCGCCAAUAAGUACACCCGAUCCCACUGGGGAUCAAUGUGUAUAAUGACAUGUUGGCCGUUUUGUUUCCUACCGUAUGUUUUUACCUCCCCUACCAAGCACCACUUGCACUGUUCUAAUUGCAACGCCUUUUUGGGACUGUACGAUCCGAGUCGGGAAGUGGUUGACGUUCACCCAAGCAAACGAGGUGGUAUUGUGUCUAGAAGGAGCGCUGGGGUUGUCAAUGGAAGGAAGUUGAAACCAUAUGGAGUUGGUUGAAACAUUGCAUACAAGUUGGCACGAGAGACCCCUUCUGGCGGAUAGCAAAAUCAGAUUGAGUAGCAGAGUGCAAAAAAUAUCAGC